Messenger RNA from Xiphias gladius (swordfish), 671 nucleotides. RefSeq names its product proteasome (prosome, macropain) assembly chaperone 4 (gene psmg4). Lineage: Eukaryota; Metazoa; Chordata; Actinopteri; Istiophoriformes; Xiphiidae. The record is from RefSeq and is a predicted model, not a curated record. Gene Ontology annotation, biological process: proteasome assembly. The transcript has 3 exons. Bases 98 to 472 code for a protein of 124 amino acids.
CCCCCCCCUCUCUUCUCUUUUAUCGAUUAACCAGGAAGCUGCCGUUUCUGUUUACAUGCCGCACGAGCUUCCCGGCUAGCAGCUCGACCCGAACAAAAUGAACGCAGCGCAGAAGGGAGCCGGGUUUGAUGCCGUCUCGGUGCACAAUUUCUCGGAGAAGAUUUUGGAGCAGGUCGUACACUUCCACGUGAUGAAGCUCAGCGGCGGGUUUUUCCUCUGGGUCGGUUCUGCUCCGGUCCUGUCCAACCUGGCGGUCUCAAUGAGCAGCAAAUACGAUUCAAUGCCAUUAUCCACAUUAGUCAUGGGGGACCCAUCCAAUACGGCUCCAAAUUCUUUGUCACAGAGAUUAGCAAAGAAGACCCAAAAGCAAGUAUAUGUGAGUUACAGUCUUCCAAUGACGGACUCCAACCUCAGUCUCUUGGUGGAGAACAGGAUCAAAAAGGAGCUGGAGCUUCACCCUGAACACUUUUGAACAUGUUUGAUCUUUAGUUGAGCAUCUUUUGUGUGGAACUGAGGACAUUUAGGCUGGGAAAAAAAGACAUGGCUGGUCCUCCCAUUUGGACUUAAAUGCUCCUUCAGAUACUUUGAUCGUACUCCAACACAAUAACCACAAACGGUCACAUCAAGUGUUCUUUUAUUGACAUAAUAAAUUAAGUGGUUUAUUAUCAAAA